AUGUACGAGCGAUGUUAUCCUUUAAAUUCUAUGUCGGUUGGUGUUCAGCCAAUCCGCUGGCAACUGAGCCUCAUGACGUCAUUCCUCAGAGCAGCGGAGGAGCCGUUUUCCACGGGCUGUGGUCAGAACAACAUCGUGGUCCCGACCUCCAGGAUCGUGAACGGGUCGGACGCCUCGCCCGGGGAGUUUCCAUACCAGGUGUACCUGACUCCCACCAUUGCUGGACUAGAUUAUACGUGUGGCGGGUCUAUCAUAAAGAAAAGGUGGAUUCUAACUGCUGCUCACUGCUUCUUUGACAAGAACGGUGUCAAAGCUUCAGGCGUUAGUGUGGGUGUCGGGUCUAUUUCCUCCAACAACAUCACCCAGGUCUCCACUUCACGCUUCAUAACCCACCAGAACUACAACAGCACAACUAAUGCAAACGACAUCGCCCUGGUGGAGCUGGCUGCGGACCUGCCCUUCGACACCAACCCCAACGUGCAGCCCAUCUGUCUGGGGCAGGAGAGUGACAUACCCUACGGGGGCAGGGUUGUCGCUACAGGCUGGGGUAGACUGGCUUCUGGACAAGCGACGUUGCCCACCACCCUGCAGGAGGUACAGCUAGACGUUAUCACCAGCGGCGUGUGCUCCGGACUCGCCUCCCUCCCUCCGAACCCCGCCCAGGUGCUCUGUACUCUCACCCUCUAUAAGGAUACGUGUCAGGGUGACAGUGGCGGGCCCCUGGUGGCUCAGGUGUGCCCUGGUCGCUGGGUGCAGGUGGGCGUCGUCAGCUACGGGUUCGGGUGUGCUGUACCCAACAACCCCGGAGUGAACACCAGAGUUUCCGCUUACGCUGACUGGAUCACCCAGAACACCGGCUCCGCCACCUGCUGAAUGUGUCUGCUCAUCCUCUUGCCUGCACCUGCGGUGUGUGGUAGACUGAGCACACCCUCUACCACCACCACUACCAGCUGA
Molecule: messenger RNA, 954 nt
Organism: Procambarus clarkii (red swamp crayfish)
Lineage: Eukaryota; Metazoa; Arthropoda; Malacostraca; Decapoda; Cambaridae
Source: RefSeq, a predicted model, not a curated record